Molecule: messenger RNA, 1002 nt
Organism: Bactrocera dorsalis (oriental fruit fly)
Lineage: Eukaryota; Metazoa; Arthropoda; Insecta; Diptera; Tephritidae
Exons: 2
Coding region: 1-1002 (333 amino acids)
Source: RefSeq, a predicted model, not a curated record
AUGAGUAAACGUACGCGAGAAUUUGAGUGUACCAACGACCCGGAUAUGUUCUGUUACAUAUGCGGUGAAUAUACUCUUGUACGGCAUCGGAGGCAGUUUAGAGAUUCGAUCCAAUCUAUAUAUCCAAAAUAUUUUGGUAUUGAGCCUAAAAAUAUUGAUAAACCAUGGACUCCGAAUAUUUUGUGUUCCUUGUGUCAAAUAAUAUUGGUUCAAUGGGAAUCAGGAUCAACAAAGCGAUACGUGAAAUUUAAUGUACCAAUGAUAUGGCGAGAACCUACAUGCCACACAGAAGAUUGCUAUAUUUGUAUGACAAAAGUACUUGGCUUUGGAAAAUCAAGAAAAGUGAUUUAUGCCAACGUACCUACCGUUUCAUUGCCAGUUCCACAUUCAGCUGAAGUUGCGUAUCCAGUUUCGUUGUCAACAGCAGUAUCAUCUGAAUAUGGGAAAUCAAGUUGUAAUGAAUUUUUAAUGAAAAACGAGAGAAACGUUCUAUCACAAGCUCAACUAAAUGAUUGGAUUAGAGAUUGGGAAUUAUCCAAGGAAAAAGCUGAGCUACAUGCCUCUCGUAUGCAACAAUUUCAAUUCGUGUCACCCCAUGUUAAGGUGACAUAUUAUAGAAAUCGUCACGAACCAUUUGCCAAACCCUAUAUGAAGGAAGAUAAUGUAUGCUAUUGCAAAGACAUUCCAGGAUUAUUCAAAGAGUUUGGUCAACCAUAUGAUUCCGAGGAGUGGCGAUUGUUCAUAGACAGCAAUAAACUGAGCUUGAAGGCCGUAUUACUGCAUAAUGGCAACAAAAAGCCCUCAAUCCCGAUCGCGCAUGCAGUAAACACGAAGGAAACAUACGAGGUAAUGGAUAAAUUGUUAGAAUUCAUCAAAUAUGAAGAGCAUGAUUGGAAAAUAUGUGCCGAUCUUAAAGUCGUUGGAAUGUUAUGCGGUCUACAAAGUGGCUACACAAAACACUGCUGCUUUCUCUGCAAAUGGGAUAGACCACUAUUGCAUUAA